Messenger RNA from Tinamus guttatus (white-throated tinamou), 1806 nucleotides. The record is from RefSeq and is a predicted model, not a curated record. NCBI's taxonomy places the organism in Eukaryota, Metazoa, Chordata, Aves, Tinamiformes, Tinamidae.
AUGCAUGACACAGUCUUGGCUUUGCACUACGCACAUACAUACCCUGAUGAAGUGUCAGGCCUAUGUGUCUCACCAUUCUGUGCAUUCACUAGCAAGAGUGAAAAAUCUCCAAAGGGACAAUCCCCAGGAAGCCCAGAGGUCACCCAGGAGCUGCCUGGAAGUUGUAUUUUUGAUGUUCAAGUCCGCAUGGGCAAGAAUCAAGAGUUUAAAUCGCCAGGGACUCCAGAAGGUCAUCCCAAUGAUGGUCGCAGUGUUGGGCAAUGUAAAGAUUCCCCAUGCAGCUUAAUAAAAUGCAGAAAUGGUGGGAAGUGCAUAGAAAGUGGCUCUACUGUUUACUGUGACUGUCUGAGUGGAUGGAAAGGGGCAUUUUGCACAGAGACGAUGUCGAUAUGUGAUCCGGAGCACAACCCCCCGCAUCUGUGUAAACAGGGUGGCACGUGUGUGCCCCUGCCAAAUGGCUACACAUGUCACUGUCCUCUUGGAACAACAGGCAGCUACUGUGAACAAGCCGUCUCCAUUAGCGAUCCGUCUUUCAGAAGCAGUGAGUCAUCGUGGAUGUCGUUCGCACCCUUUCACAUCCGCCGUGAGACCCACGUCAAGCUGCAGUUUCGGGCUCUUUCCGCAGACGGGAUCCUGUUCUACACGGCGCAGCGCCUCAGCUCGCGGGCAGGUGACUUUCUAUGCAUAUCCUUAGUAAAUGGAUUUAUACAAUUGCGCUACAAUCUUGGAGACAAGACAGUCAUCCUGCAGACUUCCCAGCAAGUCCAUACAGAAGGAAACACAUGGCAUACCCUCAGAGCAGGAAGGGUCGGAAACGAGGGCUACGUGGACCUGGAUGGUGACAACGUGACUCAGGAAGCUGCCGCUGGAAUGAGUGCUCUGGACACACACACAGACUUUUUUGUUGGAGGAGUGUCCUCCCUAAAUCUUGUCAACUCAAUGGCAACAGAAAAUGAGCCCACGGGAUUCAGUGGCUGCAUACGAGAAAUUCUUAUUAACGACAGAGAACUGAAACUUACUGCGAGCGACGCGAAGGACGGGGCCAACGUCGGCGACUGUGACGGAACAGCCUGCGGGUACUCAGUGUGCAAGAACAACGGGACGUGCCGGGUUGAAGACUCGGGCUUUUCUUGUUCUUGUCCACAGCAGUGGGUAGGGAACACGUGUGAACAGUCUGUCUACUGUUCACAAAACAGCUGUGGGUCUCAAGCUCUCUGUAUUCCUCAACCUCAUUUAUUUUCAUAUAUCUGUGUAUGUGCACUGGGAUGGUCGGGCAAGUACUGUGACAACAAAAUCACAUUUUUGACAGCAGAGUUUGUUGGUAACUCCUACAUCAAAUACACAGAUCCACAUUAUAAAAAGAGAGACCUCCAGCAUAGCCGUAUUUCUUUAAAUUUUACUACCAAUCAAACUGAAGGCUUGGUAUUUUGGAUGGGAAAAGGCGAAGAUGAAGACAAUGAUUUCCUUGCUCUUGGUAUUGCCAAUGGAACAUUAAAAAUUGUGGUUAAUCUUGGAGAAAGAGUCUCUGUUCCUCUGAUUUAUAGCAAGUACUCCAUUUGUUGUGGAAGAUGGCAUGCUGUUACUAUAGUUCAAAACCAAACUUGCAUUAAAGUGUAUCUAGAUGAGGAUCUAAUUCUUUUUGAGGAUAUUGAUCCACAAAGAAAAUACACUGCUCUAAACUAUGGAGGAAUUUGUUAUUUUGGUGGGUUUGAAAUUGGGAAAGAAGUAAGAAAAAAAAAAAGCAGGAAUUCAUUGGCAGAAUUAAAGACGUCGUUCUCUUCCAAGACUCUAAAAAGAUCCCGUUAA